Molecule: messenger RNA, 279 nt
Organism: Lichtheimia ornata
Lineage: Eukaryota; Fungi; Mucoromycota; Mucoromycetes; Mucorales; Lichtheimiaceae
Exons: 2
Coding region: 1-279 (92 amino acids)
Source: RefSeq, a predicted model, not a curated record
AUGGCAAAGGUUGAACGUACCAAUGGGAUACUCAAAUCCAUGUUACGCAAGUAUGUGCAUGACCCCAAGUUACCUGGUGAUCCAUUGCGUCCUCUUAUUACUGCUGAUGAACCACAAGAUGAUCCCCAAGCACAUGUUUCAAGUCGACUCCCCACACUUCGUUCCUUACGUGAUGCUCGUGCUCAAGCUAUUACAAGGAUGCAAAAGGAUCGUGAAAAAGACAAGGCUCAAUGGGAUUUGCUCACCAAGAAGCAAGUUUAUUCCGGUUGGCGACUUUGA